Molecule: messenger RNA, 1155 nt
Organism: Lindgomyces ingoldianus
Lineage: Eukaryota; Fungi; Ascomycota; Dothideomycetes; Pleosporales; Lindgomycetaceae
Product: aromatic prenyltransferase
Exons: 1
Biological process (GO): alkaloid metabolic process
Molecular function (GO): transferase activity, transferring alkyl or aryl (other than methyl) groups
Source: RefSeq, a predicted model, not a curated record
CACUGGUUGAGUGUUGAAAGACCUCAAGCCAUAGGGCCUGAUCAAACCUUCUGGUGGAACACGUCUGGCCACACCUUACAUCCGAUGUUAUUCCAUGCGAGAUACCCUGUUUGGGACAGAUACAGCUCUUUACGGUUCUUCGCAGAAAGUAUCGUUCCGUAUCUUGGACCAGCUCGACUCUCCGGCGAAGGUGUGGCCCGAUGGCAAAGCUUUAUGACAGACGAUGGCAUUCCUGUAGAACUCAGUUGGGACUGGGGUUCAGGGAAACAGCAGCCAAAAAUAAGAUUAUCAGUUGAGCCUGUCGGUCCUUCAGCCGGGAUAGAGGUUGAUCCUCUUAACCAGUGGGCAGUAGCUCAGUUCCAUCAUUAUACUAUUAUGAGAAAUCCUCGGUCCGACUUCGCAUGGUACACCCAUUUUUCCGACAUUUUCCGCGGCAAAGACGCUACAAUAGCGUUGACGAAAACUGAAGGCCAUUUGUCUCAAAUAUUCUACGCCUUCGAUCUAGAUCGCAGCAGCACUAUGGCCAAGGCAUAUUUUUUCCCGAAAUGGCUGGCAUACCACUGCAAUGCACCUGCCUGGAAUGUUAUCUCCGCUGCCAUCAAGACCGCACCAAGUUGCAACUCAGAGAAUCUCCAGGUCUUGAGUGUCUUAGAUGGCUUCUUCAACGAGAGUUACGGUCGAAGACUGGAGUUUGAAAUGCUUUCAACUGAUCUAUUGCGUCCCGCAACCGCUCGUCUCAAAAUCUACUUUCGCUCACGAGACGUGUCUAUUUCAUCGGUAGAACAUAUAAUGUCAAUUAGAGGCGUUAUUUUAUCCCAUUCUUUGAAAAAGGGAAUCCGAAAUAUUAGGCGACUUUGUAGCCUCUUAGUUAGUUCAAACGGCAUUCUUGAGGAAUUCCUUGAUUCUACAGCCCAUCGAACUUCGGGCCUGUUAUACUACGCUUCAUUCCGACUAGGUGACGCCAUUCCGAGUAUCAAGCUUUACAUACCAGUGCGUCACUUUGUCAGUGAUGAUGAGAGUGUGCGCAAAGCUGUAGAGGAAUUUCUAGUAGAACAGGGAAAAGCCCAGCGCGUCCAACAGUACGUACUACUAACCGUACUUUACAGUCUGUACUUAGUUUUUGUUAGUACGUAUCCUAUAGAAAUCUUGCUGUAA